UUGGAGAAAAAAGUACAUCCCCUGCUUUCGGGCUGCUCCCGAAACAGGCUGUAAGCCUGUACAAAAUAGAGGUGCACGCCUGGUGCAAGAUGCCCGAGCCCUUGGGACCAAGGGGAGAUAACGAUCCACUAUCUCAGCCAUUUCUGCCGUGCCUGGGGACGGGACACCACGCGUGGGUCACACCGGGGCACAGCAGCACCGAGGGGUCUCCGGGGAGGCCGCUUGAGCAGGGCUUGGAAACAUCCCUAAGGGAGGGGCAGCAGGGCAGCGCCCCCGAUCUGGAAACCGAACUGCUGCCGACUUUGUGCGAACUUGUGACCCUGGCAAUUAGUUUAGCCUUUUAAGCAUUUAAUUUCCCUGAUUUUGUGUUCCCUUCUGGGCAUGCAUUUUUAUGCACUGGGGCUCUGACUGGCAGAGGUGGCCGGUGUCCACAUCUCCGUAAAGCUGCUGACAGCUGAAGUGCUGGGCAUGUUAGCAAGGUGAAGUCAGACUGCUGAAACAUAUGACAACCAAAAUAAACCAUGUUUUUAGCAAUGUUUCCUCUGUAUGCCUUCAGCAACCAAAUAAUUACAUGUGGCAUGAUUACUAGGAAUAUUACAAAGUAAACCUCAUUACUAGUUAUAAUGCAUGUAUGAGUUAUCCAUUGGAACUGUCUUUAAAGUACAAUUUUAUUCUACAUUUUUUAACACUGAGGCAGUCAAAUGCUGGAAGUAGUUGACCAAAUAUAUGUAAAUUAUUCAUCAUAUGGACUUUUUAUAGCAAGAGCAGAUGUUUUCAGUGAUCUAGUUGAACUACAAGUUAGAGAGCCAUAGCUCCACUAUGGUACAUAGAACUUGGGUGUUUUGUUGCUAACUUAGGUCUUUUAAAGCACCUGCAUUUGUCCCUAAAAUAGCUCAUGAGUCAGGUUUUCAAAAAAGCUCAGCAUCUUCACAGGCACUAAUGCUUGGGCCAUUUUUCUAAGAGCUCUGCAUACUUUGUGUGCGUUUAGUUUAAAAAGCUUUUAUGGGGAAAAAAAUAAUCUCAUUCUUUUACAGGUGACCAAAUAAGAAUCCAGAUUCCCCUGCUUUUAAAUGAAAUUCUUCCUGAGGGGCUGUAUUCAAACACUGUUACUGUGAGUGGCUCUUCCCUGCCUUGCUGGUUGGGGAAACUGGCUGGAUUCACCAGCUGCUGUCAUUUUCAGUACAGUUUCUCUAGGAUUUCACAAUUGCAAAUAGUUCAUUUGGCUCCUCUGCCUUUCAUGAGCCUGUUCUUGGCAGGGCUGUGUGAGAAGAAGGUUGAAGGCAGGUAUGUGCCUUUCUCCUGGGUGCAACAGGCAUUGGGAUGAUCAGACUGUCCUGAGGAAGGGAGCCAGGCAUCCAGAGACAGAGUUUGUGCAGUUAUUGGAGAUGACCUCCUCUGCUUUUGAGUGUAUUCACUCUGAACUUGUCACCUUAGUGAAAAGUUAAUAGUAUGAAAGUAAUAAUAAGCAAGAAUUCAGUUCAAACGGAAAAUAUAUGCAUUUUCUGAAGAUUUGUGGGGGUUGAUACAAGCAUGACAUUAACUUGCAUCUACUCAAUCUAAGCCAGUUCUGUCAGCAAGACUGCAAAGAGGAGUGUCAUAACUUUGCAGCUCAAUAUCAAUUAUUUUUCUUCAAAUAAUUUAAAAUAUGUAAAAGAUGUGCCUAUUUCCUGUCCAAAGAAGAAAUUUUUUGUAUCCAGCAUCAGGAUUCAGGUGUGCACAAUAAGAGAGAAAGGUGAGGCUUUACAUUUAAUUUUGACUCUGAAUCUUCAGUUACAUAAUUUUGUAUUUUGCAUUCUAAGAUGCACUGUAAUAUCCCCCAUACAUUUUCAUUAAUCUUAUGCAGAGCAUGUGCAACAGCUUGCGAUUUUCCUUCAUUCUGCCUCUUCUCAUUAUUUCCCAUUAACAUGGGAUUAUUCCCUGUGUUUAUCACCUUUUUGCACCUAGUCUCUCUCUGCCUUGUGAGUGGGCUGAAUCCUCUGUAAGUAGUCCUGUAACCUACAGCAACAGAGGAUCUGGCUCCCAGUACGUUAUUAGGAAAGGGUUGAGAUGUCAUCUUUAAGACCUAUCUUUUGCAUGGGAAGGAUGAGGUAUAAUUAUGACUAAGGCUGUCCUCUUUAAUUUAAUUAAUAAUAUAAUUUAAUAAUUGUGACCAGGCUGUCCUUUUAUGGUCAAAAAACCAGUCUGUACCAUUGCAUGGCUCUGACUUGUUCCCCUGCUGCUCGUCCUCCCUCAAACACCCUGCAGGACCUCUAGAAGGACCUCUAAAAACUAUCCCCAUUCUCUGUUUCCCAGUUUGGAAAGGAACAGCCCGGAAGGCAUUUCAGUAUCCAUUUUCACUGGCAACUCAUCACUGGCAACUGAUCCCAGCUUAUCUGUCUGUGCAGCAAGUGUUAAAUGUACACAGUUCUUGUUCUUCCUCACUGUGUCACCAAUACCUCCCAUGGCCAAGUUAGGGCAAAUGACAGCUUAGUCACUACAGAACAUCCAUCUGUGAAAGAUUUGCUACCAGGAGUGCAACAUAUUUUAGCUGCAGCUCACUUAUGAGGCAGAUCAAUGUGCUCUCAGAACCUACACGCUCAAGCUGCCCUUAGUUACACCUGAUUACCUGCACUGCCAGGAAGGGUCAGGUGGCACUCGAGUAGAAAGGGAACUUAGGCAGCAGCCAGGCUGGAGAGGCUGCACGUACCAACAGGUGUUGACUGCUGUCUGGGACUGGCCAGCUCUGAUUCCAGCUAUGGGUUACUGUGGAAUGCCCCAGCGCUUCUCUGUGUGUUUAUCUAGCAAUAAGAAAAAAAGUAAAAUAGUUUGGAAAGGUAGUAACUUGAGAAGCAAAAUGUACUCAUGUAUUUAAAGACAAAUUUGAGUUGGUACAGAAUCUGGGUUUGUCUGUUCACUGCCUGUUUGCAGCAGUGAGGAGCCAGCCCAGAGGCACACAUUCUGAGAGCUCAUAGGAGAUAAAAGAAGCUUUUAAAAUCAAUUUUUGAUAACUUUUUUUCCCUUUCCACUGUCCUGAAGCUGAUGUUUCUUUUUAAUUCUCUGGAGAAGAAAAGAAGACAAAAAAUUACCAUCUCUGGUAAUUUGUAUCAUUGCAUUCCUAGUCUCCAUGGAAACAUAUGUGGUGCUCCACAGUUGGAAAUACAUCCCCAAACUGGUUUCCUCUGAAAAGAUGCGGUAACUUCACCUACCUGCUGCUUCUUUACUCCAAGCUUUAUGAACUUGAACACAAAGGCACAUCAUCUUACUAGGACAGCAGAAGGAGACACAGAGAAGUAAUAUACAGAGAGAGACCAAUCUUUUUUGUGACCACAGUCAACCCAUGAAGAGUGAGGGCUUUCAGCCACCUAAAAGUAUUUACUGCAUUUGCUUCAGAAUACUGUGGAGAAAAUGUAUGCUAGUCGAGAGGAUAUUGGAUAUGAUUUUGGAGAUGACUCCAAAGUUGGAAGUAAGCCAAUUAAACCUAAUCCAAACGUUGAUGGAGGAUGGGCUUGGAUGAUCGUACUUUCCUCUUUCCUUGUGCACAUACUCAUCAUGGGCUCCCAAAUGGCCCUUGGAAUACUCAAUAUGGAAUGGCUUGAAGAGUUUAAUCAAAGUCGUGGCUUAACAGCGUGGGUUAGCUCCCUCAGCAUGGGCAUCACACUUAUUGUAGGUCCUUUUAUUGGUUUAUUCAUCAGCAUGUGUGGGUGCCGCACGACAGCCAUAAUUGGAGGGAUCCUGAAUGCCCUGGGUUGGAUACUGAGUGCCUAUGCCUCAAAUGUGCACUACCUCUUCCUCACCUUUGGAGUGACAGCUGGUAUUGGAAGUGGCAUGGUUUAUCUGCCUGCAGUGGUCAUGGUAGGGCAGUAUUUUCAGAACAGAAGAGCACUUGCACAAGGGCUCAGUACCACAGGAACGGGGUUUGGAGCUUUCCUAAUGACUGCCUUACUGAAGUACCUCUGCACUGAAUUUGGGUGGAGGAAUGCCAUGUUCAUCCAGGGGGCCAUUUCCCUGAACCUUUGUGUCUGCGGGGCACUUAUGAGACCACUCUCUCCCAAAGAGCUCCGCGAAAAAUAUGUGGUGGGAAAUGAUAGUGAAGAAAAUCGAGCAAAAGCUCUGUCCCAAUCUACAGAGACUAUAAAAUCUAAUGGAGUCCUUGGUCAAGAACCAGAGAAAAAAGAAGAGGUAGCAAAUGAAGAAGUGCUUGGCAGUGUGCAGCACAUAGAAAUUGGAGGUAAAUCUGGAAGUGAAAGGAGCAUGUAUGGACUGCGCCUCUUUAAGACAGUGAGCCAGCUGACAGUUACAGUCAGGAAGGGCUUUGCACUCUGGUACUCCAGCUACUUUGGAGCUGCAUCGCUGUUUACCAAUAGAGUAUUUGUGGCCUUUAUCAUUUGGGCUUUGUUUGCCUAUAGCAGCUUUGUCAUUCCCUUUAUUCACCUUCCAGAAAUAGUCAAGCAGUACAAAUUAUCUAGGCAGGACAAUGUAUUUCCUUUGACAUCCAUUAUAGCCAUUGUUCAUAUUUUUGGUAAAGUGAUCCUUGGAAUCAUCUCUGAUCUGCCAUGCAUCAGCACUUGGAAUGUCUUCCUCAUGGCUAACUUUACCCUGGUCACCUGCAUUCUUACUUUGCCACUAAUGCAGACAUACAUUGGCCUGGCUGUGGUUUGUGCUCUAAUAGGAUUUUCUAGUGGCUAUUUUUCUCUAAUGCCUGUUGUGACUGAAGAUUUAGUUGGAACUAAACACCUUGCAAAUGCCUAUGGCAUCAUCAUUUGUGCCAAUGGAAUAUCUGCUUUGCUUGGACCACCCUUUGCAGGUUGGAUCUAUGACAUCACACAAAAAUACGAUUUUUCUUUUUACAUAGCUGGAUUGCUAUACAUGGUGGGAAUAAUAUUUUUACUUAUACAACCUUGUAUUCAAAAGAAACAGUCAACAGACAAAUCUACAGAAGAAGCACAAGUAUAGAACAAAUUCCAGAACUUUUUAUAGAACCUUUUUGGUUUUGUGUUUCUCUUGUGUGACAGUAUGAAGAUGUUUUUCUUAUAGAACCAACCACAUUUAGCUGCACUUAAGUGAAAAUCAAACGUGCUCCAUAAGGCUUAUAAAUUAUUGGAAAUGUGCUUUUAAAAUUAGUUAAGAUAUUUUACUUUAGAACUACCAAAUACAGUGAUUAAAAGUACACUGCUAGUAUAUCAUCAAUAUUGGAACAAUGCUAAGAAUACUUACCCUUGCUUCUCUUUUAAUAUUUCACCAUUAACCAUUGGUGAAAAUCCACUGACUGCAGUGCAGUUACUCUGAUUUACACUAGUCCUAUGAGAGAAUUUGGUCAGGACAUGAAUGAUUUAUAAAAGUCCUUUCUAGUAUGUAUUCAAUCUGAUGAAAGAUUAGUUUCUGGGUAUUAGAAAAUGAUUGUAUUUCUUGCCUGGCUACUCAAGUACUGUUGAAAUGCUACUAUAAUAAUUCCAUUAAUUCAGCAUACUAAAAUUACUAUUUCUGUGAUGCAAAUCUGAAGAAAAGUUCUCAUAUAUUUCUGCAAUGAUUGUUGGACUCAAUAGGUCCCUCCCAACCCAGAAUAUUAUGUGAUUCUACUUCAAUGGUUUUUAAUUUUGUUUUUUUAAAGUAUCAACUGCAUCUGAAGUAGCCAUCCUCGAUACAUAGGCUGCAGUUUAAACACUGUGACAUUUAAUGCACCUGAAGUAAAAAAAAACCUAUAAAUGAAGAAACAGGAAACAUAUGGAAAAUAUCAUUGUGACUGGGAAAUGUUUCCAGAAACAGUUUGAGUUCUUUGGCCCCUUUACCUAAUUAGAUUUAUUGUAGAAUUUAAUAACAUUGCCACUGACUCUUUCCAUGGGAAUGAACUCUACUACAGCACACUAAAUUUUGUUAUAAUUUAAUUUAAUUGUUCACCAACUUUGUUAUAUAUGAGCAGUUGUGUUGCUGCUUGUAAUGUACCAUGAGCUGACUAAAAUUCAUCAUGUUUGAGAAAUUUAUUCUCUAGAAAAUUAGAUACUGCAGAGCAUGGAAUAGCUAAAGAGCAUUUAAAAUAUUAAAAUAAAUUUUCUUAACAUUAAGGGUCUGGUAACCAGUGCAGAAGGUGAUGUAUGGUGGUUGAGGGCAUAUUUUUUUCAGCUUUGAGAAGUGAGUCUGAUGUUAAUUUUCCUAUCAAAUAAGAACCACUGUAAGUUUUCAUCCUCUUAGCUUUAUUAAAGUUCUUUGCAUGAUGAAUCAGGUUCUUCGUUUAAUAUUUCUUUGUGCUGCUGGAAUUCCUUAAAAAGCAAUUGAAACUAUUCAAUUAUAUUGAAGAACCGUUGGGAAACAGUUCAGUACACAACAAUAUCAAUAUCCUUAUCUUUCUAGCUGCAAGGCUGGUUAACAAAAAGUUCUGAAUGUGUAUUGUUCUGUAUUGCAAUUCACCAGCUUCCUAGUGUUGCACUUCUACAACUCUUGUCAGGGACAUACUUUAAAGUAUUCCUUAAAGAUCACUGAAGUGAGCCAAGUUAAAAAAUAAAACCUUAAGAAACCCUGAAUUACUUUAAGAUUUAUAUCAGUGCAAUCAUAUAGGGUAGUUAUGUGUGGCCUUUAAAAUUCACAUAAGACAACUGAGGUGGCACUGAACUGCAACACAUGGUGUGAACACACAGUCAGUAACUUCUUAAAAUCAGCUUUUGUUAUUGGAGAAAAUGUGCACGUAAACUUUCACAUCAGUUCUUUGUUACAGGUUAAAUGUCUUCUUGGUGGGAAUGCUGCUGAUGGCUCAUUUGAACUGAGCUUUUUUUUUUGAAAGAUAUGUAUCCUUCAUACAUAGAUCUUCACUUUGUCUUUGUCAAAAGCAAUGGUAUUUGCAUAUUACAGUAAUGAAAAAUGUGUUGUUCACUUGUGAUAUCUGCAAUAGAUCUUUCUAUAGAGGUUCUUACAGGGCCAUAUGUUGGGAAUAAACUUACAUUACCCAAAAAUACACUUUCUGUUCAUUUAUUAGGUUAGUAUGGUAUUUUAGCCACAUAAUGGAAUUUGUAUUUGUCAUUAUCCUAAAAAGAAAUAAUCACAAAGACAAAAUAAUAUAUAUGGAAUUUCUUCUUAUACUUAAAGAUCAACAGUCACUGAAUGUUUCCAUCAUAUUGGUAUGUAGUUCUAGAACAAAAAAUCCUUAAUAUAAAUCAACAAAUAUUUAAGUAUUAAAGCACUGGUUUAUAAAGAAACAGAAUUAUACAAGAACCCUGUAUUCAUAGUUUUUAAUCAAUUUAUAAAAUUCAAGUUUAGUACUUGACAUGUUAAAAAAUUGUAAACUCCUUACACUCCUCAAAUAUGAAACGAUUAUAUCCAAAUACUGAAAUCACUGGUUUAAUACUUGAGUCCUAGAUCUAGGCAAUUGUAAAUGAUAUAUUAAUUACCCUCUAUAAAUGACAAUGCCACAGCGUCUGCUAUAAGCCAUGGAGUACCUGGAGCAUAGAUACAAAACAGAGAAAUCAGAAUGAAGAAAUACAAAGUAGCCACAACCCGUUCUAUUGCAGUAACUGCUAUGAUGCUGAUAAAACACAAUUUCAGGAUGCCCAACCUAUCCAACAUUGUAAUAUUUACAUGUUGCUCCUGGUAAAACAUAUUUUAUUUUUCCUCUUUCAAUCCUUAAAAAGUCUGUUUUCUGUAGUAAAUAAGAAAAGUCUGUGUGUCUGACCCAAUAA
Camarhynchus parvulus is the source of this 7643-nucleotide messenger RNA. It is a transcript of the gene SLC16A14, whose product is annotated as solute carrier family 16 member 14. Gene Ontology annotation, molecular function: monocarboxylic acid transmembrane transporter activity. The record is from RefSeq and is a predicted model, not a curated record. NCBI's taxonomy places the organism in Eukaryota, Metazoa, Chordata, Aves, Passeriformes, Thraupidae. Gene Ontology annotation, biological process: transmembrane transport; monocarboxylic acid transport. The coding region runs from base 3385 to 4932 and encodes 515 amino acids. The transcript is spliced from 6 exons.